AUGGUGCAGGGGCACAACCUGCCGCUGCCGGGGGAAUGGACCACACACAGACCACCCCACCCGGCCGAAGACGCAGCCGACCGCUAUCAGCGACGCACCGUCGAACACGGCGAGGCUCGGCAACGUCAGAGACGAUACGCCCAGGAGAUAACACCCACGACUGAGCACCCCCCGCCUGCGGUGCAGGUAGGCGACCAGGUGUUUAUCCGCGUGCACCCCCUCUCCAAUGCGCCCCGCAACUACAGCACUGGACUCGGCGCAAGGUGGAGCGGUCCCCACCCCAUACGCCGACGGCUCGGGAGGACCACUUUCCUAGUACGAACCAGCGGAAGAUGGGACAGAAAGGUGCACCGCGAUGAUCUGCGGCUGGCCCACCUACCCGGAGAGAACUCCCCCGACGAGGAAGCAUCACUCACACCUGACACCGAGGGAGCACCUGAGGGGGACACACCCCCCGAGACCACCCCGGUACGAAGACGAACUGGUCAGAGCCGACCACAUAAGCCCGUGUACGAAGACACGACAGCCACGCCGGCACCUGAGGUAGCUGGCGAGCCCAGCGGGACACCUACCCUCGAGGACGAGCCCCAAGGACCCCUCGUCGAGUGGCCCCCCGACACUGACACGGACGAACCCACGACAACACCGGGACCGCCAGAGGACGGCGUUGGGGCACUCUCGAUCACCGAGCUCUCUGACCCCCCCGGCACCCCGACAGAAGACUGCGAUGCAAAGACCAUCCCCGUGCUGACAGAACCAGACGACGAGGCCACCGACCUGGGGCCGCCUGGCAUCCCAGAGCGGGAGAGACGCCCAUACCAAGCUACGCCACGCCCGUACCAAGCUACGCCGCGCCCGACCCCGGACGAUCUACGGCCAGACGCCACCACGUCUCCCCAUGGGCCCCCGGGCCCAGGAGACGUCCCAGGGAACCUUCCCCAGAAUACCAGCCGACCGCCCAGGUACCUGGACGACUACGUACGGGAGAAGGCGCCACGGGCCUCCACCAACGUCCCACCACUCGGACAUCCGACGUGGGACGAUCCAGUUUCAGACCGCAGGCCCUAUCAGCUGCCGGACCACCCCGGACAUUCGAUGCGGGACGACCCAGGUCCUGAGCGCAGGCCCUACCCGCUGCCGGACCACCCCGGACAUUCGACGCGGGACGACCCAGGUCCAGAGCGCAGGCCCUACCAGCUGCCGGACCACUCCGACGAACCGACACCCGGCUGUUCGACGUGGGACGACCUGGGCCCAGCCUUCGGCCGAAGCCACCAUGUUGACCGACCGACCAACGCCGACGAAACCUUAUGGACGACCAGCGAAAGCAACUGCAUCUUCGCAACCAUCGACGACGAAGCUGACCGCGCCUGGUGUGGCGGCCUCUUCCGCGUCGGGGGGGGGGCUCUGCCUUCGCCCUCGGCACCGGCGGGGGUCCGCCCCCAGAGCGCCAACAUCAAGGUCAGCGACUCGAAACACCUCGCCGGCAUCGACCUGUCCACUAUUCCGACUGCUACCUCGACUCCUACUCAGUCCGUCUACACCACUACCACCACCACUGCCUCUAUCACCUCGCCCAUCGUGACUGCCGCUCCCUCCUUACCCGUUCUCGUCGUUGACGCGCCUGUGGACCCCAUGGACACAGCCGCUCCAGCUACUUCAGACGACGACUUUGGGUUCGUGCAGCCUCGGAAGACCACCAAGCGGCCUCUCCACGACGUGCUCUCUUCGGAUGACGCCGUCCCAGUGGAAAACCGCUACGGAUCCUUAUCCUCCUUGCCUGACUCUGACAUCGACGACGCCGCAUCAUCUGCUCCUCCUCUCACCGCCAAGCCUCGUCGUACCCAGCACCCGAAGAGACAUAAGACUGUUGCCGCGACGCCCCAGCCUCAACCUUCUACAUCUGUCUCCCCUCCGCCACCUCAGCCAUCCACGUCUCAGCGGCCAGCCACCUCUGCUCCGUCUGCACCUAAGCCGCCUCGCAUGCCACCCAUUGGCAUUCGCUCCUCGCCGACUGCUCAACCCUUCCUCCACAUCAAACACUUGCAGUCCUUGCUCACCGGUCCACUCACCGCCACCUCCAUUAACGACCGUACGUCUUUCUACACUGCUAAUCCUCACGACCAUCAGUUCCUCUACGACCACCUCAAGAGACAUGGCUACCAGCCCUACACCCACCUGCGUCCCGACGAGCGCACCGACCGUGUUGUGGUCAAGCGCCUGCCCUCCUCCACCACCGCGGACGAGGUCAAGGAGGCUCUCCUGGACCUCGGCCUCCCGGUGGGCACCGUCUUGCCGCUCCGCACCUCCGCCGACUCAACAACCCGGCCCUUCCUCGUCUGCACCAACGGACUAGGGGAGGCGACACGGUUCCUCAAACUGAAGACGCUAGGCUGCUGGGUGGUGACCGUAGAGCGCUACCGGGGCUCUGGGAGGGUGUUUCAAAUGCGCUGGGCACCACUGGUCGCGAGACUGCACCUCUACGACUAA
Bacillus rossius redtenbacheri is the source of this 2490-nucleotide messenger RNA. Its product is annotated as cell surface glycoprotein 1-like. The record is from RefSeq and is a predicted model, not a curated record. NCBI's taxonomy places the organism in Eukaryota, Metazoa, Arthropoda, Insecta, Phasmatodea, Bacillidae. The coding region runs from base 1 to 2490 and encodes 829 amino acids. The transcript is spliced from 3 exons.